Molecule: messenger RNA, 993 nt
Organism: Phytomonas sp. Hart1
Lineage: Eukaryota; Euglenozoa; Kinetoplastea; Trypanosomatida; Trypanosomatidae
Source: the annotation of a GenBank genome assembly
AUGUACGGGCAACAGUUUGUGUCGAAUCAAGUGUACGGGCAACCGGGCAUGAUGUCGUACCCAUCUGGCAUGCUCCAGCCACAGGUUGCUUCAAACAUGUCCGGGACUAUGAUUCCUAAUUAUUAUUCACGGCAAAUGUACCAUGGAGCAUUUCAGCAAUCCAUGUCUGCUUCUCUUAUGACUCCGUCGAAACAGUCGUUCCCGACGCAACCAAUGCAACAAAGCCAACAAAACAGUACUCAUUCUUCUCGCUCCAUGCGGGGUCGCAACAACGAGAUUGGAGACAUCAGCAGCGUCAUUCACAUGAGAAACGUCACACCCGAGGUAACGCAACUUAGCAUUCAGAAUUUUGCUGCUAACUUUGGUAACAUUAAGCAUAUUGUGAUGCUUCGCCAAAUGAACCAAGCUCUGGUGGAAAUGGAAAGCAAAAAAUCAGCACAGCAGCUGGUGGAUUUUUUUAAAGAUCCUGGUUACGUCGAGGUUGAUGGUCGUCGCGUAUAUAUACGAUACAGCAAUCACCAGAGCCUCACUUCUACUCAGCAAAUCAGCCGCACACUCCUGGUGUCCAUGUUUAAUACGCACUAUGACGUUUCCUCAGCUGCUCAGAUCACUCCAGAAAUUGUCUACCAGAUUUUCUCGAGCUACGGCACCGUGCAGAGGAUAGUAGUGCUACCUAAGAAUGAGUCUAGUCAAUGGAAUUACAAUCGCAUUCAAGCACUUGUCCAAUUUGAUAAUCGUGAAAGUGCCGAGCAUGUGAAAAAUAUUCUACAGGGACAACCUGUUACAUUAGCGGACACUAUAACUUUCAUGUUGGAUAUUCAGUUCUCCCGUAUGGAUGAAAUCAAAACUACCAAUCCGAUGACCUCGAUUGUAGUGGAUGAAAAUGGAAUAGCACAGCGCCCACUACUACAGCAAACAUCUUCGCAAACGUCGAAUGUAGCGGGAAGAGCAGGCGGUAUAUAUGUCGGGUCACCGGCGCAACAGUGGAAUUAG